Messenger RNA from Mya arenaria, 576 nucleotides. RefSeq names its product histone-lysine N-methyltransferase SETMAR-like. Bases 1 to 576 code for a protein of 191 amino acids. Lineage: Eukaryota; Metazoa; Mollusca; Bivalvia; Myida; Myidae. The transcript has a single exon. The record is from RefSeq and is a predicted model, not a curated record. Gene Ontology annotation, molecular function: nucleic acid binding.
AUGAUACAGAAGACGUUUGCAGGACUGAAGAUAUCUCGGACUCGGGUUUUUGAGUGGUAUCGGUGCUUUCGUGACGGCAGAUCGUCUGUGGAAGAUGAAAAGGGGCGUGGUCGUAAGAGUUCCGUAGACGCAACGUUAGUGGCAUCUGUAAAGGACGUUAUCUACAGAGAUAGGCGGACAACAAUACGAGAUGUUUGUAACAUAAAUGGUUAUAGUUUCGGUACAGUCCAGAGAGUUAUUACUGAACAACUGAACAUGAAAAGGGUCAGUGCUAGGUGGAUACCCCGCCUACUAACAGAUGAACACCGGACAAAAUGGAUUAAUGCCUCCAGGAAGUUUUUAAAACGUUAUCGACGGGAAGGGGAGGCUUUCUUGAACCGCAUUAUCACCUGUGACGAGACCUGGAUUUACCUGUUUGAUCCUGAGACUAACGAGCAGUCUCGUCAGUGGAAGACUCCGGGAUCACCGACACCUAAGAAGGCCAAAGUUACCAGCACAACAGGCAAGCAAAUGUACAUUUUCUUUGCCGACCGCCAUGGGAUGAUUCGACAACACGCAGUGCCGAUUGUUAUAUGA